Molecule: messenger RNA, 2666 nt
Organism: Mauremys reevesii (Reeves's turtle)
Lineage: Eukaryota; Metazoa; Chordata; Testudines; Geoemydidae
Product: putative surface protein SACOL0050
Exons: 2
Coding region: 299-1921 (540 amino acids)
Source: RefSeq, a predicted model, not a curated record
CUCAGGGGAAAGUGAUUUUGGUGCUACACAGCCCUAUUUAAAUCCAGCUUGAGGGACAGAGAGAUGUUGAGGGAUUAACUGAAACUGUAGAGUUAAAGCCUAUCAUUAUUUUACAGGGUGAAACUUUUGGUGGGAUGUUGACUGGCUACUAGGAUACUUCUGGCACGGAAAGCAAGAGCCUUUCACACCCUCCUUUAUUCCAGGAAAAGCCCUGCUACCUGCACUGUACUGAGGGCAUCAACAAGAGUGAAGCCACUUCUGAAUAUUUCUAGCUGGGCUGCUGUUGUAGGCGUUCAGCAUGGGGUGCCAACUCAGUAAGAAGAAAGGGUUCUGCAGGAUUUGUAAGAAAUGUAAGGACCAGAAGGCUGAAGGAGCUGCUGAGAUUAAUGAGACACAUGCUGUUGCACAUACCUCACAGGAGGCUUCUGAAUGCACCGAGAGCCAGCCUUUCACAGGGACUAGGAAAGACACUGAGCAAGCCACUGUUGAAGCACAGCCUAGGAGGUCCGAUGGGGUGCCUGCUGCACCCAGCUCACAGGAGACACCAGAAGACACUGAAGAAACCCUGUCUGUUCUGCAGACUGUACAAGGCUAUGAAGCCCAGACUACUGCACAGAGCACAGGAAAGGCCUCCCAGGACACUGAUGCCCAGCCUGCUGCAGAGAUGGAGCAAGAGAUUGGAGAAGCUGAGCCUAAUACAAAGGUAACACAGAACAGGCAACCUGUUAAACAGGACUGGCAGCUGGCUUCAUGCAUCACAGAAGACUACGUAGAAGAUCAGCCUGCACUUGAGGCAAUGCAAGAAGCUGGUAAGAUGGACACUACUGUACAGACAACAGUGGAGAUUGUUGAGGGCCAACCUACUGCAGAGAACAUACAAGAGACUCCCCAAUACACUGGUGAAACCCAGCCUACUCUACAGACUGCUCAAGAAAGAGAGGUCCAGCCCAUAUCUGAGUCUGAACAAGAGGCUGGUGAGACUCAGUCUGCUGGAAAGACAACAGAAGAAACUGAGGCUUGGCCUGAUGCAGACAGAGUACAAGAGUCUAGGGCCCAUUCUGUUACACAGGACAGAGAGCCUGCUGCCCAGUGUCUGUCGGUUGCAUGCACCACAGAUGUGACUAAGCAGGCUGCACAAGAGGAGCAGGCGCAAACCACUGCAUGCAGUACAAGAGAAAGUUGGACUGUACAGGAUGAAGCUGAGGUCUACCCUGCUGCACAAACCAAAGAACAAACUGGAGCCCAGCUUGUAGCACAUGGUCCACUUGAGACCCAGCCAACUAUACAGACCAUAGAGGCUCCACAAGGUACUACUAAAAACAUGCAGAUUAUGGAAGACAUUAGUGUGGGCCCUGCAGAACCCAAGGCUUCUCAAGAGAGUCCACUGGAACCUGUGACCAUUCCUAUUAAACUAACAAUAGAAAAGACCCAACCUACUGCACAGGCCACACAAGAGAUGGAGGCUCUACAUCCUGCACAGACCAAAGAAUUGAAGGAGAACCAGGGUCAGCAGAAUGACGUGGAUUCCCAGUCCCCUAGUGAUCUUGCAGGAUACAAGGAGAGACGGGGGAAUUCUGCAAUUCAAGAGGAGGAAGAUCAGGCACCUGAACUAGAGGUCGCUGAGGUACCAAAACCAGAGCAGCAGCAGCUGAAUGUGGAGCAACUGGCACCUCCUCGAGAACUACCAUUUUCUCAUGUCCCUGAAAAUCAUGUAGAAAAGUGCCAGCUUUUGGAGGAGGCUGAAAAUGCUGAGACUCCCAUACCCUCAGAAACCCAAGGAUCUGAGGGUGAAAUGGCCCUAGCAUCAGACUCCACAGCUAACAGUGACGCUGUACCUGCUUCAGAGGAGCCCCAGCGAACAGAAGUAACUGACUCCAUGUCUGAGCCCUAUAACCUAUGCAGAAGGACCUGUUGCACCUGAAGUUCCAGUAACUAAUUGUGAUUCAGCUGAAUCACCAGAGUCAGAGUAAAAUGGACAAACUGAACACUGAUUUAAUGCCACUUCUCUCCCAUUAAAUUCCUGCUCUUCAACCAUAAUUGCCCAAAACCACUGUCCCACACAGUAAGGCUGGGAGGAAGAUACCAAGCAUGCCACAGGGGAUAUGCCCAUAAUAGUUUCUUAAUGUCCUGUAAAAUAUUAUGACUGUCCAAAUUUGCAGUGCAUCUUCCUGUAUUUUCCACUCUUCUAAUAUGGAUUUGGGAGCCUGGUUUUCCAUUUGGGCCAAGCCAAUCAGAUCCACAUACACAAUGAUGCGGUGUUUGUGUGGGGUUUUUAUAGAUCCACACUUUAGUGUAGUCAGGGAAUGCUUUUUUUGUCCCUUAUGUUAUUCCCCCUAUCCCAUUCACUGUCUAAUAUCUAAAUUAAUCUGAAUGCUGCUAACAAAGUUUUUUUGGGUAUAACUCUGCAUUUAACCCAUUACUUGUAGAAGGAGAAUCUGCUUUUGUCUUUAUAGUUAGAUAGAUAUAUUAUAUGGAAAGAAGAAACUACCACUGUCAGAUGAAUUAAAACUAUUUAACUUAUUUUAGAUGGUACAAAUGUAUUGGGGGGGGGGGGGGGUCUGCACAGCUGCUAUACAGUAUUAGUGAAUGGAGAAAUCCUUUAGCAAUCUCAAGUAACAUUUUAAUGUUUGUGACUCUCAAUAAAUGAUGUCUUUACUGAUCAUUAA